Thermochaetoides thermophila DSM 1495 is the source of this 1809-nucleotide messenger RNA. RefSeq names its product UTP-glucose-1-phosphate uridylyltransferase-like protein. The coding region runs from base 1 to 1809 and encodes 602 amino acids. The transcript has 5 exons. Gene Ontology annotation, molecular function: UTP:glucose-1-phosphate uridylyltransferase activity. Gene Ontology annotation, biological process: UDP-alpha-D-glucose metabolic process; glycogen metabolic process. Gene Ontology annotation, cellular component: cytoplasm. The record is from RefSeq and is a predicted model, not a curated record. NCBI's taxonomy places the organism in Eukaryota, Fungi, Ascomycota, Sordariomycetes, Sordariales, Chaetomiaceae.
AUGGCGACCAGGACCCUCCCCACUCACCUCAAGCCGCACGACAGCAGCAGCGGCGAUGAUAUCGAGUUUGCCAAGAGGCAUCAUGGCAAGACAAGAUCGCACAUGCACAGCCAAGGCCCAGGCGGGCGAGUUCCUGGACAUUGGGAGGACAAGUCCGAUCUCGCCCGUAUCAGAGCUGCCAGAAAGAGAGGAUGGCAGGAAAUCGGGAGAAUCAACGGUCUCCAGGGGACCGGCCGUGCUACAGUCGACGUGGCGAAGGGACUCGCGGCCUGUAUACCAGUCGUUGUCACAAAACCGGCGUGUCGAGCUGGAAUAGCUGAGCGCAACGCCACUAGGACUCCGUGGGCCUUCGAGAACACCUCGACCAACAUUGCCGCGGCUCAGAUGCGCAAUGCCCUCACAAACCUGGCCGAGACAGUGAAGGACCCGGAGCAGAAGAAGAGGUUCGAGAGUGAAAUGGACAACUUCUUCCAGCUGUUCCGUCGGUACCUGAACGACAAGGCUAAGGGCAACGAAGUUAACUGGGACCGCAUUGCUCCUCCCGCUAAGGACCAGGUGAUUGAAUACGAUGACCUUCCGGCAGUUGAGUCGCCUGAGUUCCUCAGCAAACUUGCUGUGCUCAAGCUCAACGGUGGUCUGGGUACCUCGAUGGGUUGCGUCGGCCCCAAAUCGGUUAUCGAGGUCCGCGACGGCAUGACCUUCCUUGACAUGACUGUGCGCCAGGUCGAGCACCUCAACCGCACAUAUGGCGCCAACGUGCCCAUCGUCCUGAUGAACUCGUUCAACACGGACGAGGACACUGCUGCCAUCAUCAAGAAGUAUGAGGGCCAUGGUGUCGACAUUCUGACCUUCAACCAGUCGCGUUAUCCGCGCAUCUACAAGGACUCGCUCCUACCGGUGCCUAAGUCGUUCGACUCGCCGCUGGAGGGUUGGUAUCCUCCGGGCCACGGCGACGUCUUCGAGUCGCUAUACAACUCGGGCAUCUUGGACAAGCUGCUGGACCGCGGCAUUGAGAUCAUCUUCCUGUCCAACGCGGACAACCUGGGCGCCGUCGUUGACCUGCGCAUCCUGCAGCACAUGGUGGAGAGCAAGGCUGAGUACAUCAUGGAGCUGACCAACAAGACUAAGGCCGAUGUCAAGGGUGGUACCAUCAUCGACUACGAGGGCAGCGUUAGGCUGCUCGAGAUUGCGCAGGUGCCCAAGGAGCACGUCAACGAGUUCAAGUCGAUCAAGAAGUUCAAGUACUUCAACACCAACAACAUCUGGAUGAACCUCCGCGCCAUCAAGCGCGUCGUUGAGAACGACGAGCUCGAGAUGGAGAUCAUCCCCAAUGCGAAGACCAUCCCCGGCGACAAGGCCGGCGAGUCCGACAUCAACAUCCUGCAACUCGAGACGGCCGUCGGUGCCGCCAUCAAGCACUUCCGCGGUGCCCACGGCGUUAACGUGCCGCGCCGGCGCUUCCUGCCGGUCAAGACGUGCUCCGACUUGAUGCUCGUCAAGUCGGAUCUGUACACGGUCAAGCAUGGCCAGCUGCACAUGAACGCGCAGCGCUUCGGCGACGCCCCGCUCAUCAAGCUCGGCUCGCACUUCAAGAAGGUGUCUGACUUCCAGAAGCGGAUCCCGUCCAUCCCCAAGAUCAUCGAGCUCGACCACCUCACCAUCACGGGUGCCGUCAACCUCGGUCGUGGUGUCACCCUCAAGGGUACCGUCAUCAUUGUAGCCACCGAGGGUCAGACCAUCGAUAUCCCGCCGGGCUCGAUCCUGGAGAACGUAGUUGUCCAGGGUAGCUUGCGGUUGCUUGAGCAUUAA